AUGUACUCGUCCAGCAAGUUGCUCGUCGUCGUCGUGGUCGCCGCCGUCGUCUGCCUCGGCGCCGCUCGUGGCGCGGCGGCGUUCAACUACGCCGACGCCCUCGACAAGGCCAUCCUCUUCUUCGAGGCGCAGCGCUCCGGCAAGCUCCCCGCAGGCCAGCGCGUCGCCUGGCGCGCCGACUCCGGCCUCUCCGACGGCUCUGCCUAUGAGGUGGACCUGGUCGGCGGCUACUACGACGCCGGCGACAACGUCAAGUUCGGCCUGCCGAUGGCUUUCACGGUGACCAUGCUGUCGUGGAGCGUCAUCGAGUUCGGCGACAUGAUGCCCCGCCGGUCGUCGUCGUCGUUCUUCGGCCUCGUCGGCGGCGGCGGCGGCGGCCAGCUCGACAACGCCAGGGCGGCCGUGCGGUGGGGCGCCGACUAUCUGCUCAAGGCGGCGACGGCGACGCCGGACACCCUGUACGUCCAGGUGGCCGACCCGUACCAGGACCACCGGUGCUGGGAGCGACCGGAGGACAUGGACACCCCGCGCAGCGUGUACAAGGUGACGCCCCAGAGCCCCGGGUCCGACGUCGCCGGCGAGACCGCCGCCGCCCUCGCCGCCGCCUCCAUCGUCUUCCGCGGCUCCGACCCCGCAUACUCCGCCAAGCUGCUCGACGCAGCUCGCCAGGUGUUCGAUUUCGCGGACAGGUACAGGGGCUCGUACAGCGACUCGCUCAGCUCAGUGGUGUGUCCGUUCUACUGCUCCUACUCCGGCUACCAUGACGAGCUGCUGUGGGCGGCGUCGUGGCUGCACCUGGCGUCGCCGUCGCCGGAGACGAAGGACGUGUACCUGUCGUACAUCAGCUCGAACGGCCACGCCCUGGGCGCCGAGCAGGACGACUUCACCUUCAGCUGGGACGACAAGCGCGUCGCCACCAAAGUCCUCCUCUCCAAGGGGUUCUUGCAGAGCAAACAAGACGGGCUGCAGCUGUACAAGGCGCACACUGACAACUACAUCUGCUCCCUUGUGCCCGGAGCCAACGGCUUCCGGUCUCAGUACACCCCAGGUGGUCUCCUGUUCAAAGAAGGCGACAGCAACAUGCAGUACGUGACGUCCACCGCCUUCCUCCUCCUCACCUACGCCAAGUAUCUCGCCUCCACCGGCAGCGCCGGCGCCACCGUCUCCUGUGGCUCCACCGCCGUCUCUCACUCCACCCUCAUCUCCCUAGCCAAGAAACAGGUGGACUACAUCCUCGGCGCGAACCCGGCGGGGAUGUCGUACAUGGUGGGGUUCGGGGCGAGGUACCCGCGGCACGUGCACCACCGCGGCGCGUCGCUGCCGUCGGUGCGCGACCACCCGGCCCGCAUCGGCUGCGACGACGGCUUCCGCUACCUCCACUCGCCGGAGCCGGACAGGAACCUGCUCGCCGGCGCCGUCGUCGGCGGCCCCGACGCCAGCGACGGCUUCUCCGACAGCCGCGACAACUACGCGCAGGCCGAGCCCUCCACCUACACCAACGCGCCGCUCGUCGGCGCGCUCGCCUUCUUCGCCGGCGCACGCAGGAUGGUCCCGCCAUGACUGCUGAAUCAUGCGUCGAUCAAGCUUGCUUGCUAUCUAAUUAAGAUAGAUAGAAUUGGAUUAAUUAAGCAUGCAUGUGAUCAGAUGUGACGCUGGUGUCACAUUGUCGCUUCAUCAAUUAAGUGAAUGCAAUUGUUUCGUGCUGCCAUGUCGAUCAAUACGUGAUUUGCGUAGGUAACUUUUGUUGUCAUCAUGUGUAUCGUAGUUGAGUGAUUUUAUC
This is a messenger RNA of Oryza brachyantha (malo sina), 1780 nucleotides long. RefSeq names its product endoglucanase 4. Lineage: Eukaryota; Viridiplantae; Streptophyta; Magnoliopsida; Poales; Poaceae. Gene Ontology annotation, biological process: carbohydrate metabolic process. The transcript is spliced from 7 exons. Gene Ontology annotation, molecular function: hydrolase activity, hydrolyzing O-glycosyl compounds. Bases 1 to 1560 code for a protein of 519 amino acids. The record is from RefSeq and is a predicted model, not a curated record.